Pseudoliparis swirei is the source of this 2016-nucleotide messenger RNA. RefSeq names its product flavin-containing monooxygenase 5-like. NCBI's taxonomy places the organism in Eukaryota, Metazoa, Chordata, Actinopteri, Perciformes, Liparidae. Bases 85 to 1746 code for a protein of 553 amino acids. Gene Ontology annotation, molecular function: flavin adenine dinucleotide binding; N,N-dimethylaniline monooxygenase activity; NADP binding. The transcript has 11 exons. The record is from RefSeq and is a predicted model, not a curated record.
UGAACUUCCAGCUUGAUAAGCAGCAGUUUGUGUGAGUUUAGAGGCGCUGAAUCAUUUGAUCGGAGCUACUGCAGAAGGUACAUCAUGGUGCACAGAGUGGCGGUGAUCGGGUCCGGCCCCAGCGGUCUGACCAGCGUGAAGGCCUGUCUGGAUGAGGGCAUGCUGCCAACGUGCUUCGAAAGCAGCGACGACAUCGGCGGACUGUGGAGGUUCAAGGAGGUGUCAGAGCCCAACAGGGCCAACAUCUACCGCUCUCUCACCAUCAACAUCUCCAAGGAGAUGAUGUGCUACAGCGACUUCCCCAUCCCCGCAGAUUACCCCAACUACAUGCACCACACCAGAAUCCUGGCGUACUUCAGGAUGUAUGCGGAACACUUUAAACUGCUGCGACACAUUCGCUUCCAGACCUCGGUGAAGAGUAUUAAACAAAGGCCGAACUUUGCUCACUCUGGUGAGUGGGAGGUGGUGACGGAGAGUAAAGAUGGACAGCAGGAGGGCCAUGUCUUUGAUGCAGUCAUCUGCUGCACUGGCCACUUCACCUACCCUCACCUGCCACUCAAAGACUUCCCAGGAAUUGAGACAUUUCCAGGGAAAUACUUCCACAGCUGGGACUACAAGGGGCCCGAGGACAUGGCCGGGAAACGAGUGGUGGUGAUCGGCAUCGGUAACUCGGGAGGCGACAUCGCGGUGGAGAGCAGCAGAUUGGCGCAGGAGGUUUACAUGAGCACUCGAAGCGGCGCCUGGAUCGUCCGCCAGGUUUCCGACAACGGCAUUCCCCUCGACAUGAAGUACGUCACGCGCUUCAUCCACAUCCUCUUCCAGCUGUUGCCCAUCAACUUCCUCAACCGGAUUACUGAGAAUAAACUCAACGCCAUGUACGACCACAGCAUGUACAGCCUCAAGCCCAAACACAGAUUCUUCAGUCAGAUCCCGGUGAUCAACGACGAUCUGCCCUUUAAGCUUCUGUCCGGGGCGGUCAACCUCAAACCAAACGUGAAGGAGAUCUGCGGCGCCACCGUGGUGUUCGAUGACGGCACCACUGUGGAAAAGGUAGAUACAAUCGUGUUCGCCACAGGUUACAACUAUGAUUUUCCGUACAUACCGAGCGACGCCAUAUACAAGUCCGGGCACCGCGUGGGUCUGUACAAGCACGUCUUUGCCCCCAACCUGGAGCAUCCCACUCUGGCCGUCGUAGGUUUCAUCCACGGCUUUGGAUCCAUCAUGCCGCAGGCUGAGAUUCAGGCUCGCUGGGUUGCACGCGUCUUCAAAGGAGAUAAAAAGCUGCCUUCAAACCGGGCCAUGAUGAAGGCGGUCGACAAGGACACCAAGGACAUAGAGAACAACUACAUAGUGUCGAAGUUGACGCCGCUACAUGUAGACUACGUUACCUACAUGGAUGACAUAGCAGGAGAGGUCGGGGUUCGCCCGAGUCUCCUCUGGCUCUUCUUCACGGACUACUCGCUGUUUCAGUGGGUUCUGUGGGGACCCCUUACAGCCUACCAGUACCGCUUGAAGGGAUCAGGGAAAUGGGAGGGAGCCCGCGGGGCGAUCUUCACCCAGUUCGACCGCAUGUUCCAGCCCUUAAAGACGAGAAAGCUGGAGGCAGAAAAGGCGUCCAUCCUAGGCCGCCUUACGAAGCUGAGCCUCGCCGUCGUGGCUGGAGGAGCUGCCGGCUACUACAUCCACGCUCGCAACCCGGCCAUCAUCCCGGCCCUGCUGUCCAACCUUCGUCCACAAGCAGUCUGAACACGUUGCGGUGAUGGGACGAUCUUAAUCUAGUUCCUUUUAGAGAUCUAGCUCCUCCUGUUUGGGUAGUUGUUUCAGGAAUGCUUAUGUCAUUGUCUGAGCUGCUGAGUCAAGAGGUAUUAAUGUCGCUAUAUCUCUACCCUAUAGUUUAAUUAAUAGCGGGAAUGUAAAAGACAGUUUUUUCUUACGGGAAUAAACCAUCUAACCCGUCAUUGUGUGUCCAUAUGAUAAUAUUGUAGGAGCGCAGUAAUAAACUCAGUCGACAAGGUU